ACCGCUGUGAUAACACCAUAGACUGUAUAAAAAUUAACACUGAUGUUAAUGUAUGUCGCAUUAUGCUUAUAAGACAUGUUAAGUCCUGAAAUGUCUCUACUUAAUGCCUAAAUGUCUAUGACAUUAACAAUUACUUUAGCAAUAUGCACAGAGAUUCUCUUGGCCACACAGACCGGUGUGUCCGAACAUACCCUGAAGGUGUUUGCUAUAAAAUUAUGUUAUAUAAGUUUUGGGAAAUCCAGCACAUCCUUAUUUCACAGGCAUUUCCUCUGUAUUUCUUAAACAAAAGGUGGAACAAUCGGUCUUUCACAGAGCAGAUCCUGCAGCCCUAUAAACACACACACACCCAUACACUCAAUAACAAAUAAUUAAGUAAAAUCUGUUUCAAGUCAGGCUGUACUCACAGCCAUUUUAACAUGCCAUUUCCAGACACAUUUUGUCCAGUUCUGAAGAAACAAAUUUCUAAAAUACUCCACAGAUCUCCACAGAUAAUUUUCAAUAUCUCUCCUAAUUAUUUUCACCGUAUAACAUGACUGCUACCCAUUUGCUGAUAACUUGCUGAUCAUUUAAGCCCAUAUUUGCUCCUUAUAUGAUGUAUUUUUAUUUGAACAGUCUUAUAAAAUUCAGCCUAAGUGGCAACCGGUGCUUGUGGAGAUGUACUGGUUUUAAACAUAUUGAAGAGUCCAAACACAUUUAUUACCUUGUUGGAGUGAUAAUCUGCUGAAUUACAAUAAUUAGUAGUUUAGUAGCUUCAUAAUAUGUCAGACUGUUGUGUGAGAGACAUUCCCAGUAGGCUACAGCUGGGCAUUUUUUCUAAAGGCGCUUCACUGUGUGUGCUUUCUUCCCCAAGGUGGUAGUCAUGGAAACCACUGAUGUGUAUUGCUGGAGAGCCUUUAUAGUUCAUGAUCAGACUUAAGAGGAUGCUGAGAUAUUAUGGAAGGACAUUGAUUGCUCAUACUGAAACAAACAUGAGAAGAAAAACUUGAGACAAGAAGUGGAGUUCGGUAGCAAUACACACCAUGGCUGCCCAUCGCAUUCGAUCAGCGAACAGCAACGCUGUGCUCCCUCGCUGCAGAUCUGAGGGUGCUCUCAUCGAUCUCAGUCAAGGAGUGUCAGAGGCCACCCUUACAGAUGUUAAAGGGCCUUCACCUAGUGCCUUGCGACUGGAUACUGCUGCUUCAUUUGGAGCUGUCAGGGAAGUGAUUGCCAUUAAGGAUUACUGUCCGUCCAGUUUUACCACACUCAAGUUCUCAAAGGGAGACUGUCUUUAUGUUAUAGACACAUCAGGUGGAGAAUGGUGGUAUGCACACAACAACAAAGAGAUGGGAUACAUCCCAUCUGCUUACGUCCAUCCGAUCAAUCAUCGAGAUUCCACGUUCAGUGACAGCGGCAUAAUUGACAGCCUAAGUGACAUUUCUGAGGGAGUGAAAGAAAUGGAUAACUCUGUGGAUUGGACGGGGUCUGCCAAACCCACAGAAUCUGGAAAUGACAAUCCUUUUGUUAAUAAACGGAUGUCAACUAACCCUUUCCUAAAUGGCACGCUGCAAGGCACCCCUGACCAAAACUACAGCCAGAGUUCAGCAAAGGCUUUGUGUUUUGGUAAUAUCUCACCUCCCAUCUCAAGCACCAGCAGUGCUAUUAAUAUUAAUGAUUUUGAAAGUGGGCUCUGUGACUCAAAAAGUAUGGGCCCUGGCUCAGGAAUUGGCCCAAAUAUUCGCAGAAACAAACCGUUUUUUGGCAGCAAGCGCUGCUACAGCAUGUCGGAAUUGUCUGUCCUACAGUCCCUGUCUGAUGGGAAUCAAGGUUCUUUGAGUUUUUUUGGUGGAAUGAAGUCACCUAAACCUGAGCAUUAUCAAAGUAGAGAGGAUUUCAAAACAGCAUGGCUAAAUCACCGUAAACUUACACGAUCCUGCCACGACCUGGACUCCAUUGGACAAAACCCAGGUUGGGGCCAAACCCAGCCAAUAGAGACCAACAUUGUGUGCAACCUGGACAGUUCUGGUGGUACCGUGGAGCUGCCAAAUACCAGUAUCAGUAUACAUAUUCCUGAGGGUCACGUUGCACCAGAUGAGACUCAACAGAUAUCACUGAAGGCCCUUCUGGACCCACCGUUGGAGCUUAACAAUGAUAGAUGUACUACUGUAAGUCCAGUGGUAGAGGUAAAACUCAAUAAUAUGGAAAUCAAGACCCCAGUCACUUUAGAGAUGAAGGUGUCUGUUGUGGUGAAAGUAGAGAGCCGCAAAAACACAGAGGUGGUGUGUGUGAGAAGCGACUUCAAGGAAGGUCCAUAUGUCCAGAUUCCACAUGUAUGCAUGUAUGGAGACACAGUUCAAGUGACUCUGGACAAUUUAGAGCCUUGCAUGUAUGUCUCUGUAGUUGCCCAAGCACAGACAGUGGCCCCAUACAACACAGUCUGGGAACAUGUCGUAAAAAAGGUCACUCUUGGGGUAUAUGGGCCAAAACACAUCCACCCGUCUUUCAAGACUGUGGUGGCCAUUUUUGGCCAUGACUGUGCCCCAAAGACGUUGCUAGUUAGUGACGCAAAAAAGCAUUCUCAGUCAACUCCACCUGUUGUCCUCCAACUCUGGGGGAAGCACCAGUUUGUCCUAACAAAACCUCAAGACCUUCAGGUUGGUGUGUAUUCGAACAUGUCCAAUUUUGAAGUGAGGGCCAAUGAACAUGCAAGAAUCGUGAGGGGAUUUCAGAUCAAACUUGGCAAAGUGGCCCGCCUCAUCUACAUGAUUGCAGCACGCGAUUCAAAUGACAUUUCAGACUUUACUUUGCGUAUUCAGGUCAAGGAUGAUAAGGACUGUAUCUUGGCCCAGUUUUGCGUUCAGACCCCAACCCCACCACCAAAAACAAGCACAAGUAGCUCCGUUCAACGGCGCUUCCUCAAGAAAAAGGAAAUAAACAAAAUCAUACUGUCUCCUCUUGCAGCGACUGCAAAGUACCCUGUGUUUCAGGACAGACUAGUCAAAAACCUGAAAUUUGCUAAGUUCCUGAAAACUGUUGUAAGGCAGUCCAAAAGUCUGUAUUUGCUAGAGUAUCUUAGAGGUGACAUAGUGGCCCUUUUGAGUGAGGAAAAAAUCAAACUUAAAGGACAUUUAUGGACCAAAGAGUGGUACUUCGGAUACUACCAUGGAAGAAUUGGGUUGGUGCAUGCAAAAAACAUUCUAAUCAUGGGAAAAGUGAAACCUGUUAAUUUCAAAGGGUCUGAUCUUACAACUACAAUCCUUUUAGAGCAGCUCCUAAAGCCCUGCAUGUGCCUGACGUAUAUCUACGCAUCUGUGCGGACAAUACUGAUGGAAAACGUGGCGAGUUGGAGAGUGUUUGCUGAUGCAUUGGGCUACGUCAAUCUGCCUCUGGCACAUUUCUGUCGGACAGAGGCAGAAAGUGAGCCUGAAAAAGUGGCUUCUGUUCUGGAGAGGCUCAAGGAAGACUGCAACGCAGCUGAGGGCAAGGAGAGGAAGUCUUUCCAGAAGGAACUCAUGAAGGCUCUUCUGAAGAUGGACUGUCAGGGCCUGGUGGCACGGCUGGUCAUGGACUUUGUGCUGUUGACUACAGCGGUGGAGCUGGCGGGUCGCUGGAGGGAGCUUGCUGAGAGACUGGCGAAAGUUUCCCGACAGCAGAUGGAAGCGUAUGAGGCUCCACACAGAGACAGCGGGGGACAACUGGACAGUGAGGCUAUGUGGAAACCUGCCUAUGACUUCCUGGUCACGUGGGCAGCUCAGAUUGGGGACAGUUACAGGGAUGUGAUUCAGGAACUUCACACUGGAUUGGACAAAAUGAAGAACCCUAUUACCAAGCGCUGGAGGCACAUCACAGGCGCCCUCAUCCUUGUCAACUGUCUGGAUCUUCUACGGAGCUCUGCUUUCAGCCCCUGCUCGCAGGAUGACUGCGCAAUAUAAAGACUACCUACAUCGGCUGUCGUUUACAAGACCCAGACACACCUGAUUUCAAUUGUAUUCAUUGUGUUGUUUUUAAUUUUCCUAAAUGCACUUAUAUGUUUGCAAAAUAGAUUUGUUGCAAAGUAAAUUGUACAUUGAACCAAAUUACUGAAAUGUGUAGGCCUAUUGCUUAUGUUUUAAUACUUUAAUGUAAAAUAAGUUUUUUUUUAUUCAUUGCAUAUCAUCAUGAUUUUAUACUUAUACUAAAUUUUGCACAAAGGAUUUUACAUGCUUCUACAUUUUUCACUAAUACUGUAACAAUCUUAUUCUUUUAUGUUUUGUGAUGCCAACACUGUAUGCUGAACUGCCUGUUUUACUUUGCUGUAAGUGUACAUGUGCGUCUCAAUGAAUUAGAAUGUCAUGAAAUUCAAUGCACACAGGCUGAAGUAGUCCAAGUCUUUGGUUCUUUUCAUUGUGAUUUAGGCUCACAUUUAACAAAAACUCACCAAUUCAUUAUC
Carassius auratus (goldfish) is the source of this 4405-nucleotide messenger RNA. Its product is annotated as SH3 domain-binding protein 4-like. NCBI's taxonomy places the organism in Eukaryota, Metazoa, Chordata, Actinopteri, Cypriniformes, Cyprinidae. Gene Ontology annotation, molecular function: protein binding. The record is from RefSeq and is a predicted model, not a curated record. The coding region runs from base 1020 to 3908 and encodes 962 amino acids. Gene Ontology annotation, cellular component: cytoplasm. The transcript is spliced from 5 exons.